AUGCCCAAACAGACCAGCUCGCGAAGCGUUCCUGACCUCUGGAAAGUCUCGGAGUCUGAGGAAGAGGACUUUGGAGACGAUACUGGAGAGUGGCCGGUCGAUGGCGUAGUCGGCGAGGAGAUUGACAUGCUCGGAGUAUCUAGAUAUGAAAUCCGGUGGAGGAAUUGGCGCCGUAAAGAUGGCACAAACACUACAUGGGCGAAACAAAUGCCUGAUCGUCCAGACCUCAUCGAAGACUGGAACACGACUCAGGCGAAGAAACGGCAGAAGCAAGCGGACGAAAGCCUAGACGUGGCCCUAGAACCCCUGAACAUACUAGAUAUUCAUAACAUCAAGACCGCCAAGCGCUCGCAAGCUGUCGAAGAGAAGGUAGAGAAUAGCUAUAGUCGCGGGAUCGCGAGAUACGACAAUUGGGAUGCUGUGGAAUCUGUUCCUAGCUGUCCGGGCCCUUCGUCUUCUCGCCGGUCGUCAACAAUGAAGAGCGAAGAUAUUUACAAGAAUCCUUCUCGAGCAUCUACGGCCCACUCAAAUACUCACAGCUCGACCUCUGCUAAGGACGCACAGCCAAUAUACUCACUUAAAGAGAAGUGGAAUAAUUCCGCACGAAAGAUCGGCGCUGCUCGAAUAACCAUCACCAACGAAAUAGACGAAGAAGCAGAGCCUCAGCUCGUGGAAGGCUUCAAAUACCUGGAAAACAGGUACUCGUAUCCGAAGGAUAUUCGUGCGCUGAUGGAGGAAUCGGAACCCUAUUUCGUCUUCUGUCAGUGCAAGGCGUGUGCGGAUGCCUCUGUUUGCGCAUGCCAGGGUCCGUCGGAGCUCGUGGACGCGGACGGCGACAAGACCUGGGCGUACACGUCUGAGGGACUGUUCGCAUUCAACGUCCCCCCAGGAGUCGAAGUGAUCGAAUGCAACAAGUUCUGCGCCUGCGGCAAACGCCAACGGUGUCCCAACCGCGUCGCGCAGAAACCCCGCGAUACCCCCAUCGACGUAUUCAAGACGGAAGACCGCGGAUGGGGCGCGCGGGCUACGGUCGACGUACCCCGAGGCAAAGUCCUUGGCAUUUACACCGGUCGUGUUAUUCCACGCGAGGACUUGGAACACCUGUCUCACGAACAUAGGGGCUACACAUUUAACUUGGAUGCUCGCGAGAAUCGCGGUGACGACGAUUCCGCCGAGAAGUACACCGUCGAUGCUUAUUCCUACGGCAAUUGGACAAGGUUUAUCAAGUAG
This is a messenger RNA of Gloeophyllum trabeum ATCC 11539, 1230 nucleotides long. RefSeq names its product SET domain-containing protein. The record is from RefSeq and is a predicted model, not a curated record. Gene Ontology annotation, molecular function: histone methyltransferase activity; protein binding; zinc ion binding. Bases 1 to 1230 code for a protein of 409 amino acids. The transcript has 9 exons. Gene Ontology annotation, cellular component: nucleus. Lineage: Eukaryota; Fungi; Basidiomycota; Agaricomycetes; Gloeophyllales; Gloeophyllaceae.